AUGUCCUUCCUUUCAGAAUAUGCCUUGCGCAUGUCUCGUCGCAGUGCUCGGCUGUUUGGUGACGUCGCCAGGCCUACUGAUUCCAAGUCUAUGAAAGUGGUGAAACUGUUCAGUGAACUGCCCUUGGCCAAGAAGAAGGAGACUUAUGACUGGUAUCCAGAUCCCCACACUUACUCUGGACUCAUGCGGACACUCCGACUUCUGGGACUCUACAGAGAUGAGCAUCAGGAUUUUAUGGAUGCGCAAAAACCACUAAAGAACCUUUGUGGAAAGGGGAAACCAAAGAAAGGAGAAGGGAAAAGAGCAGCAACAAAGAAAUAAUGUUGGUCCCUCAAG
This is a messenger RNA of Saimiri boliviensis boliviensis (Bolivian squirrel monkey), 336 nucleotides long. The record is from RefSeq and is a predicted model, not a curated record. NCBI's taxonomy places the organism in Eukaryota, Metazoa, Chordata, Mammalia, Primates, Cebidae.